Messenger RNA from Miscanthus lutarioriparius, 378 nucleotides. The record is from the annotation of a GenBank genome assembly. NCBI's taxonomy places the organism in Eukaryota, Viridiplantae, Streptophyta, Magnoliopsida, Poales, Poaceae.
AUGGAGAAGCCGCUACCGGAGCCCGCCCCCUCGGCAGCCGCGGAGGAGGUGGCGGAGCGGUUCAGGUCGCUCGUCGACCCCGAUGACGUCGCCUCCAUCAGGCAGACGCAGCACCUCAUACUGGGGCGAUUGCAAGAUAGCAAUGCAGUUCUCACUCAUUUCAAUGAGUAUUCCGAACAAUGCUUUGCAGAAGUGUCUAGUGAUUUUGCUAGUAAAACUCGCCUUCUCAAGUCCAUGAAGGCUGAUCUUGACCAUAUUUUCACAAAGCUAAGAGGGAUGAAAACUAGGUUAGCAGCCACUUAUCCCGAUGCUUUCCCUGAUGGUGUGAUGUCAAAGACGAUGGACCAGAGACCAGACCUUGAAAGUCCUCUGGAUUAG